CAGAGCGGUUUAUUGUUUCAAUGGCAAUAGCCUGGUUUUUACGCGGGUGUUGGUGUUUUGAAUCGAGGAUGUUUCGCUCCGUGUAAUAAACUGUUUUCAAAGCUUCCUGUAUCCCGUGUUGUGGUGGAAGCAGCGCGCACGUUGAGGGUUUCGACUGACGAUGAAGCUUCAGUGUGAGGUGGAAGUUAUCAAUCGGAUGCUGCCGACCUUUGGAAUGAGAAAUCGAGGCAAGGCAGCGAGAGCAGUGCUGUCCAUCGGGAGACAUUUGGACAAAACGUCGAAGAUACAGAACAUAUAUCUCAUGAUCUGCACCUUAAAGGACAAAGCAGGGUGCAAGUACAAGUUGAAGGAGAACAUAGAACAGUUUUUCACCAGAUUCGUGGAAGAGGGGAAGGCCACAGUAAGACUGAAGGAACCAGCGGUAGACGUCUGUCUGAGUAAGGCAGAUGCCAACAACUUGAAGAACUUCCUGUCCGCUGCCAGGCUGGCUCACAGAGGGAGUGAAGUCGACGCGUUACCCUUGACUGCUCUGGCUCCCGCCCGGACCCGCGAUGUGGAGAAACCCAAGAGCAAGAUGAGCAUCACCUCCAAGAAGGACUACCCGCUCACGUCCUGCUUCCCCUACUCCCUGGAGCAGCUGCAGGUGUCCUACUGCAGGCUGUCUCGUGUGGACAUGCGCAUGCUGACCCUGAAGAAACUGAGGAAGCUGGACCUGAGCAACAACCACAUCAAGAAGCUGCCAGCCACCAUCGGGGACCUGUGCUGCCUCGCCGAGCUCGUUCUGCACAACAACCACCUGGAGGCCUUCAGCACCGCCCUGUGCCAGUCCACUCUGCAGCACUCCCUGCAGUACCUGGACCUGGGCCAGAACAAACUCCGAGCCCUUCCCAUUCAGUUCUGCCAGCUCCGAGAGCUCGUGCAUCUGAAGCUGGAUGACAAUGAGAUGCUCUGUCUCCCGUUCAAGAUCGGGCAGCUCAGUAAACUGCGCUUCCUCUCCGCAGCCCGCAACCAGCUGCCGUACCUGCCCGCCGACUUCCGCAGGCUGUCGCUGGAGAACCUGGACCUUUUUGGGAACCCUUUCAAGCACCCCAAUCCCCUGGAUCACACUAUUCAGUUAAAAUUCCCCUUGACCUUGCUGGAGAUGGCUUCACGGGCAGCAGUCAACUACAGAAUACCAUACGGCCCUCAGCUCAUUCCUGCGCACUUGUGCCAAGACCUGGAAGUUUCCAAAACCUGCAGUUGUGAAAAGGCGUGUCUGAACUUCUACAUCCAGACCACCGUCAGCAUGAACCUGCACCACGUGUCCCACACCGUGGUCUUGGUGGACAACAUGGGAGGCACAGAGGCCCCCGUCCUCUGCUAUUUCUGCUCCCUGACUUGCUACUCUGAAUUCCUUGACAAAUGCUUGCAGCGAGGCAGGUGAUCGGAGGAACAGAAUGCAUUGCUGAUGCACUUCAGACGAGUGCCACUGCAGCCACACAGACCCAGGGCAGAAGGGAUGGAAAUAACUGUGUUGUGAUGACCAGGAGACAGCUGGGGAGGGAAAUCUGAAUGCUGGCUUCUUGUGAAAGUAUUUUUUUCUGGUUUGUAUUCUGUAGUGGAUAGACGUGAGCCUAGGCUUGUGUUCUGUAGAUCUGUCUGCCAGGAAUUGGACGAUCUGCUAUUACAGUAUCAUUUACAAGAGUGGGUUUACCUUGGGGGGGCAGGGGGGGGGGGGCAGCAUGCAAGCUUGCACACUGAACAUGCUGAGGAGCAUUGGUAGCUAAAACAACAAUCUGGUAUAGGAUGUAAUGUAUUGACUGGUCAGUUUGGUUGGUUUUAAAAAAAAUGAUAUAAAUAAAUAAAUAAAUAAAUGAAUGUAUGCAUUUGUAACGCAGGCUGUUGCUGAUUCUAUUUGACUGCAGGACUGUUUGGGUUAAUAAUACUGGGAUAUAUUAAGCCAUUGUUACUAGUGUUAACCAAGCCAGCCUUACUUAUUGAAGAUCUGUGUUGUUUUAAAUUGAAUAUGCAGAGGGUGAGUCUGGCAGUGGUACAUAAAUUAGCAGCAAGCAACAGGACAGCAUAGUACAGGCAGUGUAGCUAGGAGACACAGUAUUAUACAGUAUGUUUACAUCAUUCAACUGCAAGGAUCAUGCAGCAUUAGACGUUCACUGAAAUGAUCUCAGUAAAUGUUCCAUCCCUGUGCUCUUAACUUGGUGGGGUGUAUUGCACUGAAGUUCAUUUGAACUCUUGAUAGUAUUUUUAAUUGGAAAGGGAAAUGGUAUUAUUGAAUGUUGGGGUAUUUUUGGUUUUGUGAAUUGUUUUUGAGGCCCGGGGUAAUUGCAGCACAAACCAGUCAAGCUGUGUAAAUGAAGCUCUUUAGAGUUCUGUAAUUUGGAGCAGCACCACAUUCCCAUUAACUGCAGCAUGAGCAAGUUAGAAAGGGUGCUUAAUAAACUGAAGUACCACCUCAGACUGCCUAGGUGGUGCUCUUGCACUAGUACUGACCUCCUCACACUGGUCAUAAGCUGUGUAAACCUGAGCCCCGUGGCUUACAGCAACCCGCCUUGCAUUGAAUCCACAAGCCGCUGUAUCAGGAAUCGCAUCAACAAUCAUCUUGUGAGACUGAUCCCCUCCGGUGCUAUCAAAUCAGACCAUUUCAGCUAUGGCUACUUCAAUAUCAACCAUUUAACUAUUUCAGCUGUUUAAUAAUUGCUGCAGCGCACGCCUCAUGAAAAACUUAACUGAGUGUGCUGUGAUUCAUGAUCUGACUUGGUCCAGAUACAUUUUAAUGUAAGGCAGUAUUUCAGUUUUUGAUCUUUACAAACGUUACUGUGCUGAUGUCCAGUGGUUAUGUGUCUGAUAUGGACAGCAGUUAGCAUGCUGGUCUCAUAAAUGUGCGUUCUUGUUAUUGGCAGCUGUAAUCUGGGUAUGAAGCAUGUUUGAUAUCCAGCACUUCAUAUUUUGUCAGUUGCACUUGAUAUUAAGAACACAUGUUAAUUCUGUUGAGUGUGGAUUCACUAGCAGCAGGAAUACAGCUUGCUGAUUUCAGGGUCGGAACGCCCCUCAAUGUAAGUGUGUGUGGCUUGGGAACUGAACCACAUUGAGGAUGAGGGCUACUGGCUUGCGUUUGUUAGUGUACUUAGUUCUUUUAAUAAUAUAGUGUGUAUGUAUAUUCACUGUUAUGUGAACUACUGUUUGCUCAAGGUCUUGUAUUGAAAACCCUGUUACCUCACUACAACAAAAACAGUAUGGCAGAAAUAUAAAACCUGAAAAAACUAAUGUUUCCAGUUUUGUUAGUAAUGUUUUGGGUUUUCAGUGCACCUGAUAAUUUGCAUGACAACUGAAAUACAUGACAACUGAAAUACAUUACCACGUGUGUCUGUAACCAAACGCACUUCACCUCCACUAGCCAGUCUUCAACGUGUAGUCCUGGCAGUGAAUUCAAUUAUUUAAUAAAUGUAAUAAAAUGUA
Messenger RNA from Acipenser ruthenus (sterlet), 3453 nucleotides. RefSeq names its product leucine-rich repeat protein 1-like. NCBI's taxonomy places the organism in Eukaryota, Metazoa, Chordata, Actinopteri, Acipenseriformes, Acipenseridae. The coding region runs from base 161 to 1423 and encodes 420 amino acids. The record is from RefSeq and is a predicted model, not a curated record. Gene Ontology annotation, molecular function: protein binding. The transcript has 5 exons.